AUGUAUAACAGCUUAAUAAAUAGUGUUUAUUGUGAACCAACUACUUCAGGUUCUAUUACUACUACUACUACACAUCCUGGUACUUGUAAUGUAGAUGGCAAAAUUUAUCAAGAAGGGGAAAUCAUUGGUACUACUAGGCCGAGCACAGAUGGAUGCAGAUACCUUAGAUGCUAUGAUGGAGAAGCUUCAGAAGUUUUUGAAGAUUGCUACCAACCUGAUUUUGAUUAUUGUAUACCCAUAUGGUCUGGUAAACAGUGUUGUCCAUAUUAUGAUUGUUCCAAACCUAAUUCUAAUUUGAGAUGUAGACUCAUAGUUAAGUCGUCAUCUUCAUCAUCAGGUCUUGAAUUAGUGUUACAACUGUCGAUCUUCUUAGAAUUUCGAAAAUCCUUAAGCAUGUUCUUAGAAAAAUAUUUUGUUAAUUCAAAUUGA
Messenger RNA from Clunio marinus, 429 nucleotides. Lineage: Eukaryota; Metazoa; Arthropoda; Insecta; Diptera; Chironomidae. The record is from the annotation of a GenBank genome assembly.